UCAGGUCAUAUUCUUAAAGUUUAUCUGCGAGAAAAGAUGAGUUUUCUUUUUAAUAUAAAUGUGUGCCGCGUUUGUAUGCAAAAUGAACAAAGUAAUGAUUUAUGGAACAACAAGGAUCUACUGGAAAAAUUUAAGUUCACGACCCGUUUAGAGAUUACCGAAGAGGAUAAUUUGCCUAAAAGCAUAUGUUCUAGAUGCACUGCAAGAUUAAAAGUUGCUUAUACAUUUAUUAAAACGGCACAUGAAUCCGAAAAUAAUUUAAAAAUAUUUUUAGCAAAAAUUAACACCGAGUUUAAAGAAGUCACAGUGGGAAAUAAGAGUAUUAAGAAUUCAGUAAAUGAACAACAUUUUACGGAUGAUGAUAUUUUUUCCCUUAUUGAUGAUGAAAAUCACGAAGAUAUUCUCACAGAAGUCCGCGAAAAUGAGAAGCGCAAACAAUUGCUCCAAACCGACAAAAACACAAAAAAAAUCAAGAUAGAAUCAGAAGGAGAAAACUUAACUACUAAAGAAAUCCAGAAACCGAAUGAAGAUGACUUUAAUAGUUGCAAAAAAGAUGAAACAGUUUAUCGUUUAACUAAAGAUAUUUUACUAAUACAUGCUGAUAAUAAUGAGAUUGAUAAUGAAUAUGAAAACGAUUCACAUUUUAUGGAAAUUCCAACUCAGGAAGCAGUUGACUAUACAGGUGAUGAUCAUUACAAUAAAGAUAUUUCAGAUGACAAUGAGUUAGAUAAAGAACAAACAUAUACGAGCGCAAAUAUGUUAGAGAUAAAUGAAGAGUCAGAAAUUCAUUCUCAAUCCACAGAAUUAGCAAAUGAAGAAGUAGAAGAAAGUCGGGAUUACGAACCGAUCGUUAAUGGUCAAGACGAGACCAUACAAUAUCAAAGUAUAUACAUCGAUGAAAGUUCCGUGGAAGAAAUUAAUCAAAAAAAUGGAAAUGAAUAUUACAUAAAUAAUUCAAAUGAAGAUGAAAUACAUGAGGUUCACCCCGAUAAAGAGGACAUCAAUGCACAGAAUGAAACAGCUAAAAGAUUUCCUAAAACUGAAACUAAUGUGCAUCGUUUCUAUUGUGAUAAAUGCUGUCGCGAUUUUAGCACGAAAACAAAUUUAAAUCGCCAUAUGCAAUCGCAUGAAGGCAACAAACCAUUUUCUUGUCCCGAAUGUAAAAAGAGCUUUACCCAGAAAUCAACAUUGAAACAACACAUGUAUACGCAUACAGGAGAGAGACCUUAUGUUUGUGAAGUUUGCAAUCGCGGAUUUACUCAAUGUAAAAGUCUUAUAUUCCAUAUGCGCCGUCACACAGGCGAGAAACCGUUUCACUGCGAAUAUUGUUUAAUAACUUUCCGACAGAAAGACGCUUUAAGGAUUCACAUCCUAAAACAUCACGUCCUUAUAGAGCAAGCCAACGACGGCAGGGAAAUAUUUACAUGUAUAAUAUGCCAAAAGAAAUUUGACACUAAAGCUGCUUUUAAAACUCAUAUGAAAGUCCAUACUGCAACUGCAGAGGUAGACAACGUUGUUGAAUUAUUGAGAGAAGAACAAGAAUGGUCUGCAGUAAAAAAAACAAGAAAUGUAAGCGUUGGAAGGACUGAUUCGAUUAUACCUAUUGAUUCUGAAUGUAUUAAUGCUGCGGUUGUUAAUGUUUCGGCAUCAUCUGCGGCCGAGCCAAGUCGUGCAAAAAAAUUUCAGUGCAGGACGUGUUUUAAAUGUUUUGCAUUAAAAAAAAGCUUAUUGAGACAUAUGCGCAUACAUUAUGUAAACAACGAGGAUGACGUAACUGAAUGUUUCGAUUGUGAGUUGCAAUUUUCAUCUGCAGAGUUAUAUCAAGAACAUCUAUCGGAAUGCCACCAAUAUGCAUGUUCAGCUUGUCCUGAACUUGUCUUUAAAACUAUACAAGAUUUGAAGAUACAUAUGUUUGAACAUGAAUUGGAUCAACAGGAAAACCAAUAAUUUGUAAAUAGCUAAUAAUUAAAUAAAUAUGUAUGUACAUUCAGGGCCAAUCUUUGAAAGAUUAGCGAUUAAAUUAAAAUUAAUCCUCGAAAGUUGUCUUUGGGUACGCAAUUAAUUAAUUUUGUUUACAAGAUUAAGCGCCCAAUGGAGGUGGUUUAAACUUAAGCAUGAAAUGAAAAAGUGUAAACAGCUGAUGCAAAAAAAUUAAUACAAUUUUUAUAAAUAUAAAUAUUAAAUUGUUCCAUUUAUUGAUCAGUAUAAAUUAUGCACACUCAAAAUAAAUUUUUUGGUCUUAA
Lucilia sericata (common green bottle fly) is the source of this 2243-nucleotide messenger RNA. RefSeq names its product zinc finger protein 239-like. The record is from RefSeq and is a predicted model, not a curated record. The transcript is spliced from 4 exons. Bases 37 to 1947 code for a protein of 636 amino acids. Lineage: Eukaryota; Metazoa; Arthropoda; Insecta; Diptera; Calliphoridae. Gene Ontology annotation, molecular function: DNA-binding transcription factor activity, RNA polymerase II-specific; zinc ion binding; RNA polymerase II cis-regulatory region sequence-specific DNA binding. Gene Ontology annotation, cellular component: nucleus. Gene Ontology annotation, biological process: regulation of DNA-templated transcription.